Molecule: messenger RNA, 5007 nt
Organism: Macrosteles quadrilineatus (aster leafhopper)
Lineage: Eukaryota; Metazoa; Arthropoda; Insecta; Hemiptera; Cicadellidae
Product: probable serine hydrolase
Exons: 6
Coding region: 470-1420 (316 amino acids)
Source: RefSeq, a predicted model, not a curated record
UCGUGGUCAAUUGUUGUUCCAAUAGUUUGUGUUUAUAGUCCAGUCAAUGAAUGCUCAAAAGGGGGGUGUAGAGAACAUGGAGAGGGGGAAAUUUUUUUAAGAGUUGUCUAGACUUUAGUAGUUCAAUAUUUCGUCAGUUUUAACUGGCAACUGUGUCACUCGUGCGGAAGUUACAAAACAGCUGAUGUUGUCUCUCGUCGCAGUUUUUUUAGUGAUCUGAUCUAGAAGUCUACGUCUGUCGUCUGUCGUCUACCGCUCUACUCAGCUGUGGAGCCAGCCGGCAGCCUGCCUGAUUGAUUCAUCCUCAACAUUUUUUAUUGAUCAUGGUGAGGUGAUUGUUAAAAAUGUUUAUUAUGUUUGAGAGAUGUUAAAGUUCAUCGCUAAAAUAGUUGGUAAAAUAUUCUUUCUGGGACAUUUUUAGUUUCAUCCACGGAUCUAUCUUUUAUCUCAGGUAAUAACUGAUCUGAGAAUGACUGAAGGUGAGCCUAGAAGGUUCCAUGAAAUUGAAAUUCCUGUACCUUGGGGACAUGUUUCAGGCAAAUGGUGGGGUCCACGCAACAAAGACCCGAUCAUCGCUAUCCACGGGUGGCAGGACAAUGCUGGGACGUUUGACAACCUCGCUCCUCUCCUACCCGUGGAACUAGCUCUGUUGUGUAUAGACUUGCCUGGCCACGGCUUCUCGUCUCACUAUCCACAGGGUCAAUACUACUACAUUUGGUGGGACAGUUUGGUCCUGCUGCGGCGGGUGGUGCUACACUUGGGGCUGAAGCGGGUGUCAUUGCUGGGUCACUCUCUGGGUGGCGCCGUCGGGUUCCUGUACGCGGCCACCUACCCGGAAACUGUCGACAAGCUGGUGUCAAUAGACAUUGUGUGCCCCAGGGUGGAGAGGCCAGAAAUACUCGUUGAUCAGACAAAAAUCUGCAUUGACAGGUAUCUGAAGUACGAGAGCAUGGCGGGGGAGAGCGUUCCGUGCUACGACAGGAAGACAAUGCUCAAUAUUGUAGAAGACGCCUACCAGGGGUCUGUGUCGAGGGACAACUGUGAGGUACUCAUGAGACGGGGGAUGAAACCAUCACCGACCGAUGAGGACAAGUACUACUUCUCUAGAGACGCUAGACUCAAGAUUGCUGGACUGGCGCAGUUCUCCAAGGACCUGGUAAAAGCGUACGCAUCCAAAAUAACCUGCGAAUACCUCAAUAUCCGAGCGGAACCCGGCAUUUCGUUUGCGUACCCAGAACUCUACGAUGAACUCUUAGACACUAUCAAGGAGAAGUCCGCGAAAUUUGAGUACCACAAGGUAAAGGGAAGUCACCAUAUUCAUCUGGAGGACGCAUCGGCCGUCGCUGAUAUCAUUGGCAAGUUCUUCAUGUCCGAACCCGUUGAAGACUUGUCAAACAACCUCAACGACUUGGUUGUUUAAUGUGAAACUCGCCUAGCUUCUUUCUGAUAGUAUUUACCUAUUGCACAGCACUACUUGUGAUCUUAGAUAAUGUGUAUAUUUUUUAAAUUAUUUAUUAGUUUUGUAUUAUAAUGAAUUUUGCUACGUUACUUAUGAUAUAGUUUUCGGUCAAGGGUUAUUCUACUAUUUUACUGAGAGAUUUUAAAUAAUUUUAUAUAAAAAUUGAAAUGUUUUUAAUCUUUACAGUUUUAUUUAUUAUGUAUUGACAAUUUUAUUUUUAAGAAAUUAGUUUUUACUUCCUCGCGUCGAAAUAUUAUAAUAUUUACACUUUAAUCUAGUUGUAAUACAAAUAUCUCAUGUUUGUACAAUCAACUAAAGAAAUUGAUUUAUAGCACAAAAUAUAAUCUUAAACAAGCUUACAUUAUGUUUUCUAAUGAUGUUUAGUAGGAAAACUCUUGUAAAGUGCAUUGAUUACUACUUUAACAUUUAAUACUUCCGAUACAACCUAAAAAAAUAGGUUUUUUGCUUCUGAAGCAUUGAUGAAAUGUUUGGCCUAAGCUUAAGAAUUUAAAUAACUUGUUUGGAAACUGAUUACUACUGAUAUUUAUCAGUAGGUUAGGGAUACUAUGAUACUUUGAGUAUGGAUACUACUGAUAUAAUUGAACUUUUACCAUACUAAGUAGCCGUAGCUAAUGCUAAAUAGCUAUUUUAUGUAUUACAGUUCCACCUAUGGAUAAAGUAUCCUAAAGAUUUGUCUGUGAAUGUAAAACCUUAGACUAUAAAGAACUAGAAAUUCCAGUCUCAUCUUAAAUAGUUAAUAGUGUUAAAAUAAUCAUAGUCAGUUUUAGAAUAUAAAUAAUCGUAGUAUAAUUGACAGGCUCGCAGUUUGCAUAUGAUGCGCUAUGGGCCUGAGAAAUAAUGGCACCGCUCUCCACCUUGUGGGGAAUUUUCCUCUUCCUUGAGCCCCCAAAAACCAAACCCUCCUGAACCCUUCAAUUUGUUAAAGCGGCGCUCAUUAUUGAGCCCCCGACAGAGUGGGCUAAUGUUAAUUACUGAUUAUGUUGGUUCGUUAACAUUUUAAUUUUAUCUGAGCCAAACUGAAAAAAUAACUUAUUGUAACAUUUUGUUGUGAACUCUGAUAUAAAAGUGCUGCAAACAUAUAUUUACAACUUCUUUUAGGAAAAACUUUUGUUGUAAACACUUAAAAACUGCUGAAAACAUAAAAAAAACAACUUAAGAUUCUAGACUUUUUUGUUACGAACAAUCCUGUGUAAACACGGUUUUAGAUGGCCCGAUGUAAAUAUUUUGAUUUAAAAAACCAAAUGUUGGAUAUCCAUCUAUUAUAUUAUUAAAGUGAUACAAUCACAUUUUAUGUUAAUGGUUAAGGCUAUUAACCAAAUAAAAUUAUAGGCAUAUGGCACAUCAAAAUGAAGCUCAUAGUGUGAAAAAAUUCUCUUAGGGCUCUGCUCCACAGACCAAUUUCCAAAUGCCUUACACAUUUUAGAAGUUAACGUUAUUCGACUAAUUUAUAGAAAACAGCUGGUCAAUGAAAUCAACAAUAGUUUGUUGAUUUACAUUUUUGUUUACAUAUAUUAUUAUUUACUUUUAUGUUCAAAGAGGUGCGGUGAAUGAACACUGAUGCUGUUUCUAGCUGUUUGAUUCAAGCUUUGACUCAAUAGUCAAUGAUACAACUGAGUGCUUUAAGGUGUUUGAAAGACGAUGCAUAUGAGAUUAAAAAACAUGUCUGUUGGUCACCGAUCUUUAAACAGGUUGUAUAAUAAGAAGAAUAUUAGUAAUGGAGUAAGAUUAGCUAAUAAGAAUCUGUAACAGGACGUCGUGAAAGAGAGCAGCGAGUUCAUGUCGUUCAGGUACAGAAGUUCCGCGCGCACAGAAGUUUUGGCCAAACUGUACCCACGGCGGCCACCUCAGGACGUAAGGUAUGAAGGUCCCACUGCUUUUAACAUUCCUUCUGAUGAGAAUUCCUUGAACUUGGGCCCUUUAAAUGAAAUAUAAAGUCCAAAUUAAUUUAAUUGUGGCUUCUGAAUUGUACACCCGUGAAUUUACGGGUAGAACCUCUUGUAACUUCUUAAUUCUGUUGUCUUUCAGCUGAACUUUGAUUAUUGGAACCAUUUGGUUUUGGUUUUUAAAGAACCACAUAAUUUAUUAAAUACUAUCAUAGCCUCUAAUACAAGGGAGGCUGCCGUGAGACGAGAGUGGCAAAACCGCAGACCUAGCAUUCGGAAACAGCUUUUGCACUAUUUAGAAUGGAGGUAUAGGAAAUGUUUUAUUUGCAUUUUUGUUAUUGCCCUUUAAAAGGAGGCUAUGAUAUUAUGCAUUAUACCGAGACGUUUAAAUUUAAGACCUUUAUAUAUUUUAUAAUAGUGGAACCUUGAUAAGAAGACCCUGGAUAACAAGUUGCCCUUGAUAACAAGACAGUGUCAUUUACAAAUCCCCUUAAAAUUAUUUACCCCUAAUCACAUGUUAUUACAAACCUCGAUAAGAAGUCAACCUUGAUAACAAGUCUUAUUUUACAAUCCCCAUGAGAGUCUUGUUAUCAAGGUUCUGGUAAUUAGUUUUAGGUUUACUUAACAUUUAAUAAGUAAAAUGUGUUUGUAGAAGGUAGGAUAGAAAGUGCAUGUUUUGCUAUCUGAAAUUUUAUUAGUAUUAUUAAUUGGUUGACCUAAAUAUUUUUUUUUUAGAAAUUAUAACGAUCAAAAUUGUCGUAGUAAAUUAUAGUUGUUAAGACAAUAAAAUAAACAAAGUGAAAUAUGAAGUUACAAACAUAAAAAAUAUAACGCCUUACAUGUGGAACUUCUAUUUUGUAGAAAUAACUUGAAAAAUAGUGUGAUUUUAAUUAAAAGGUGCCUUAAAACUUAACAAAAUGGUGACUUAAAUUCUUAAAUUAAUUAUUUCACUGUUGCUCAAGAAUGUUUUUCCUAAGCAGUAGGUCUGUUGCAUAUUAAAUAAAUACAAAAAAGUUUGAAGUAUAUAGAAAUCCAAAUUUUUGAAGAAAACAAUAUUAAUAUAUUUUUAUUUGAAUAAUGGUUUUAACUUGAGCUUAUGGAAUCCAAACAAACAAGAAAAAGUUAUUUUCCUUUCAUUUGUUGAGAUUAAAUAAAAGUUUCUAUCACAAUUAAUUGUCUUGGUAAAAAUGUAGGAAUUGGCUGAGGUAUGUGGAACUAAAGAAGUCCAUUAAAUAAGUUGUAUUUGCAUGCUGUAAUUUUCUAGUUCUAAAAUUUAUAUUAUUCAUGACAAUUAAAGUAGGAGGAGAGUCAGCCUUAUCACAUCAAAAUGUUCAUUCCAUAAUGUAUCCAAAUGUUAUUUUAAUAUUUUUUUGGAAAGCUCGAGAUUAGUGUUGAGCUUAACAAUUCUGAAGGCAUUUUUGAGCUUGGAAAAUAUGGUAUUUUUUACAUUGAUUUUGAGAUAAUUGUUAGUAAUAGUGUUUUUCUAUAAAGGAUAGUACUUAAUAAUCUUGUCCACCAUGUGUGAUACUAGGCAUCAUAUAUUACUUAUAGAACCUCUAAUUAAUUACUCUCGCAUAAGGGUUCCUGCACUAGAGCUUAUCUAUCCGAAUAAUGUGAUCAAUAAAAUAUUUUGUUGGUUGUUGA